CCGCGUUUGACAAAACGAGCGCACUUAAAGUUGUAAAACUAGGAAGUUGGAAGAUAAUUCCAGAUGCAUUUGAGGAACUCCAGUUAAUCUCAAAAUGAGCAGAAUUUACCAUAACACAUCCUUGCAAAAUAAACCAGUCCAUAAUGAUAGAAUAGACAGCAUUUGGCCACCUGCAUCUGACAGCGGGCCGGGGGUCCUUCUCGAAGGAAUGCUUCGGGAUGUCUCCCGACAUGUCAUCACCGACGUCAAUAAUCAGAAGGUGCGUUUCUAUGCAUUGUACAUCAAACCAACCCGUAUCCAUCAGCGAAGGUUUGACCCCACCGGAAAGGAAAUCGAGCCGAAUUUCAGUGACACCAGGAAGGUCAACACUGGUUACCUAAUGUCCUCCUUCAAGACGGAGGCCAAGGGGGAGUCGGACCGUCUGUCUGAGCAGCAGCUGGCGGCCAUGGUGAACCAGGCAGAGCUGGUGAAGAUAACCUGCAAGCACACACCCAGCGGCGGAACCCUGGCCUUCUGGUACCCCGAGGCCCAGAUGGAGAACACAGAGCUUGAGGUGGGCCAGGAGGUGCGCCUCAAGACCAGAGGAAACAGCCCCUUCAUCUUCUCGUUAGCCCAGGUGGACGCCGGUAAUGUAACAAAGUGCAAUUUCGCUGGAGAUGAAAAUGCUGGCGCAUCAUGGACGGACAAGAUCAUGGCCAACAAAGCAGGGGCAGCUGGUGUUCAGAGCAACAGCGGAGAGGGACAGGGGGCCGAGGAGGACGAAUGGGACGAAUGAAGCAGAAAUACAAGCAUGAGCCUUUCCCUGCUGUUCUAGUUCCUCGUGGAGCGCUGGCUGACACUCCUCUGUAUGUUUCUACAAGUAUUUGGAUCUUUCCCUGAUUCACUCCCUCCAGCCAAAUCAACUGUCUUUUUAAACAAAGACUUUGUUUGAUUAGGCUUCAGCAUAAUAAGAGGUUGGGUUCAUGGGUGUGAGCUCCACUGUUUCCUCCCCCAGUCGUCUUUCAGGUUGUAUUGUGGGUUGUACCCGGUGCAAUAAUGAUGGGACCCAUUCAAUUACAUUUUUCGGCAUUCCAUAAAGAAGAGAAACACAGAUAACCUUGACUGGAAGCCCAGACAGCAAAGCCAUGAAAGGGAGAACAUUUAUGAAACUGUUGUGUGUUAAGUUAAAAAAUACUAAUACAUCUGUAAUAAAACAUAAAACAUUGAAACACACUCAUCUAUGAUCAAACCCCAUCACUUUUGAGAACUACAAGUUUUUUAAUAACAAGACAAUUUCUGGAAGAAGCUAUGAAUAGAAGGCACUCAACAUUGUAGGCACUCAACAUUGUAACCGGCUAUAAGCCAAUCUUUAAAUAGAAACACAGGGAAAGAUUAUCGGAGAAUCAACAGCAAUGGGUGCUUUUAAUUCCACAUGUGAAAAGAUGUUACGCGGUUUAUAAUUGUUGUUUUGAAACAAUCCUACGUAGACUAAUUGAACAUUGAAAUAUAUACAUCAUAGAUAUACAUUUGUAUUGACUUCAUUAUGAUCAACAUUUGUGUAUGGUUAGGGUCUACAUUUGUAGACCCUAACCCUUGCAUAACAUUUUUUAUUAUAAAACUUUUUAAACCCAUUUCUUCCAUUUAGUUAAUCAUUCUAACACAUUGUUUUCAUUGCUACAAAACAUUUUUUAUUACAAUAAAAAAAGUACCAUUAUGUCUUGAUUUCUGCUUGAUUUAAGAGAAAUGACUUACAAUAUGUAGCUAGCGUUUAUAUCUUUCAAAAGUACAAAAAUAGGCAGUGAUUACCGCACUAGGCGUGUAUUUAAUGACAGUAAUAAGUGCAGGUUUAUUAUUAACCUCAGUAUGUGCAGACACAAUAACAAGUAUUUAAACAUCACUACAUAUUAUAAUAAUUUCUUCAACAAACAAAAUCUUACUUUGUGCCACUUUAAAUGUAUAAUUUUCUCAAUGAAUUCUGACAGUGUUUCCCAAUGAAUUCUGACAAAUGACAAAACUCUUUAUAGAUUAAGCUGGACUUCCACCUGUGGGUCUCAAUAUAGAAUAUAGAUAAAUAAUUGAUUGAUCCAUCAGAGUAGGUUCAUCCUCUCAAUUUAAGCAUACUGGAAUCGUUGAUGACAGCAUGAAAUUGCAUUCAUGUAUUGCCAAGUAAAACAGUGUAUUGGCAUCGGAAAAAAAUAUUGCAACAAUUAUGAUUUGAUCACUCAGGAUUUUAAUGGUUUGUUCAAAGUCUGCAUGUCAACUUUGGAGUGUCAAGUUUCAUUUUUUUAUCUUCCUUUUUUGAAAGUGCAAAGUUCAGUUCUAUACAAGGCUUGCUAAAAAGAUUAUGUGCUGUACCACUCCUCAGAGCCUGUUUCUGCCAGGAACCAUUCCAGUACUGUUUGCUUGUUCUCCUUGACCCACUGGUUGUUUGCUUGGGUCUGCUCUAUUGCCUGGUUCAUAAGCAUGUUACUUGUUGCAUUCUGCAGCACCUGGAACUGCCUCAACUAUAAGCAUUGACAACACACAAACACACACACACACACACACACACACACACACACACACACACACACACACACAUACACACAUACACACCAGACACACGCACACACACACACACACACAUACAUUUUAAAUAAACAUUAGAUAGCCCAUAAGUUGUAGCCCUUAUGAAAAAGUAUGAGUUUAUAUACAUUCCAUUCAAGU
Messenger RNA from Gadus chalcogrammus (walleye pollock), 2685 nucleotides. RefSeq names its product actin related protein 2/3 complex inhibitor (gene arpin). The transcript has 6 exons. The coding region runs from base 95 to 775 and encodes 226 amino acids. Gene Ontology annotation, biological process: negative regulation of actin nucleation. NCBI's taxonomy places the organism in Eukaryota, Metazoa, Chordata, Actinopteri, Gadiformes, Gadidae. The record is from RefSeq and is a predicted model, not a curated record.